UCUGCAAAGUGUACAGCUCUGACCGGAGUCCGCGUCGGGUGCUCCCCAAGCGGCAAGUCCCACAGAGGAGACGACGAGGUCCAAGUCCAGCAGUGUCCUCCAGUCGAAGCCUCUCGUACCCAGAUUCCCCAAACCGAGGAGAUUGCGGCCGCCUAUUCCGUGGAGGAGAGUGAGAAGUCCUUCCGUACCCCACACCACCCCCGCGUCCAGCAGCAGAGGCAGAGGACCACCAGCGGCAUUAGUAAGCCUGUGGAGUGGAGUCUGCAUGGAGUGCUUCCAAGGAGAAAGAGAGGAGACACAAGAGAGGAGAUGCAAGAGAAAGAGAAAGUCAAAGCAUAUCGCUCACUGCCUACUGGCCACGAGGUCUCGGCAGCGAGCAGGGAGAGACAAAGAGCACACGAGAGACCGAGCAAAAGUCCUGCGGACAAAGACCACGAUGUGUAGCUCGGCGUCUUCGCGAAAGAAAGACUCCGUCUUCUUCGUCGUCAGCGCGUAAGGACCACGAGAAGACAAGGAUAGGAGAUGAGCGAGAAAGGAAGCGACCAUAGCGAGAGUGCGAAGCACUCUCCCUUCCACUCCAAGUCCAGUAAAUCUCGUCGCAGUAGCGGUGGAGUCAGUCAUCAGCACGACCACCAAAGCCGUGUCCGCACUCACCAGCAGUCAGUAGACCCAAUACCUCCUACCACCAGUAACUAUCAUCACCAAAUAGACGGUUUGAGGUCCCGUGACGGUCGCGGCGGCGAGAUACGGUCGCCCUUCCCACGGCCUCCCCUCGCCUCAGCAUGAUAGGAGAGGAGGAAACACGACGU
This is a messenger RNA of Geodia barretti, 809 nucleotides long. Lineage: Eukaryota; Metazoa; Porifera; Demospongiae; Tetractinellida; Geodiidae. The record is from the annotation of a GenBank genome assembly.